UCGUCAAUCCCUACCUCCCGAGUCUCGAGUCCCAAAUCCAGCAGUAGGUAGCAGUGCGUGCCCGUGCUGCAGUUCCGGCGUGGCCCGCCGAGACGAAUACUAUACAGGCUCGCAGAGAUCGGGAAGGAACUGUCUGCUCCCACUCUUUUCGUUCUUUCUUCUUCUGUAGUCUGUCUAUGACUGUGUAACUACUGCUAAUAAUAAUUAAAUAAAAUAUUUGGAAUUGGAAUCUGAAUCCGAAUCCGAAUAGAGGAGGAGAGCAACGUUGAGAGAGCUCUCCUCUCCCAGUCCAGUCGGGUCUGGUCCUGGAGGUGGGAAAAUGGAAGAGAAAGUCGUCAAAUGUUUGUUAUUAGUGGGAGGGGGAGCUCUUCUUGGCUCUGUUUCUACUCUCUUCCUGCUAAAGCUUCUCCCCAGCCCCAGGGAUUUUAGUCGGAAGUGCGCUCAAAGUCAAACCGAUGUGAAGACGACAUCUGGUUCGGUCUUCCCUAGUGGUAUUGGCAAAGCCUUCACACCUGCUCCAAACGAAAAUGGCCAGAGAGCCCAUCUCGACCUGCUUGCGGAUGAAAUUGUCUCUGAACAAUUGACCAGGAACAUUCAAUUCUUUGGCUUUGAGUCUCAACAGAAAGUGACAUCGUCCUAUGUUGUGGUCAUCGGCCUGGGAGGGGUUGGAAGUCAUGCUGCAUCCAUGCUUUUGAGGUCGGGAGUUGGCAAGCUUCUCCUCGUGGAUUUUGAUCAGGUAUCAGUUUCAUCCCUAAAUCGGCACGCCGUUGCAACUAGAGAUGAUGUCGGCAUUCCAAAAGCCCACUGCCUCAAGAAACAUUUCUCAUUAAUCUUCCCUGAGUGCCAUGUAGACGCAAAGGUGCUUUUAUAUGAUGCAUCAUCCGAAGAAGAAAUACUUUCUGGAAAUCCAGAUUUUGUUUUGGACUGCAUUGAUAACAUUGACACCAAGGUUGCCCUUCUUGCCGCAUGUGUUCGCCGAGGUCUGAAGGUUUUGUCAGCCACUGGAGCUGGUGCUAGAGCAGACCCAACAAGAAUCCGUCUUGCCGACUUAAGAGAGUCAACAAAUGAUCCUUUGUCUCGGGCGGUAAGGCAUCGUUUAAGGAAGGAUUACGGCAUUGAGGGUGGUAUUCCUGUUGUAUUUUCUUUGGAGAAACCUAAAGUGAAGCUGCUUCCAUUCCAGGGGCCAAGCGGCGAAGAAGAAAACCCGUCAGAUUAUCAAAUUGUCCCAGGUUUUAGGGUCCGAAUAAUACCCGUGCUGGGAACCAUUCCUGCAAUUUUUGGGCAGGUUAUGGCUUCCUAUGUGGUGACACAACUGGCAGGAUUCCAAGUUCAGACAGAGCCUGUGGUUAAUUUGGAUGUGGACCAUUAUCAGAUGCUUCAUCAGCGGCUUAUUGAGCACGAGGAAUCGCUUUACGGAACAGCCAUGGAUGUUCAGGUGGAUCUGGAGGAAGUCAGGUAUGUUGCAAAGGAGCUGUGGCAUGGACGCAGUGCGAGGGAACAGGUUGCAAAAGAUGUAGGGCGUGGAAUGUGGCGAGCUGUUAAUGAGCUAAUGCUCGUGAGGUGGGAUCAGACAAAACCGGCAUCAGUAACAAAUUUGAUUCUUCUAAAGUUUAAAGAGGCUGAUGAACACGAGGCGAGAACCCUGGAUCAUAUAAGAGAAGAAGAACCGGACUUCUUUGAGAGAGUUAUGUCUACCCUGCAGCAGGCUAAGGCAGACUUUGGGUUCUUGUAGGUCUCAUCCUCAAUUCAAUUCGCCACUCUCAUUAGGAUCCUGACCUACUUAAGUCGAAGCAGGUGCCUUCACAGCCUGCAGCUUCUUCUCACAGUAACCACUAAAAUGAACACCCAGUUGUUAAGACCAGCAUAUGUUGUUCAUGAAUUUUUACUUACUCCCUUUUGUUUGUCCCCCUGGUUGGGGAAAUGUUGGGACAAUCAGUAGUCAUGUCAGAUUCGUCUCGCUUUUUCUCUUAAGAGCAAAAUAUUUGACUACUCAUUGCCUCACAGUUAGGGGCCUUCUUGUGUAUGUGAUGUGAUAUUCAUGCAAAGUGGGACUGGUAUCUAUUUUCUUACCA
Punica granatum (pomegranate) is the source of this 2072-nucleotide messenger RNA. NCBI's taxonomy places the organism in Eukaryota, Viridiplantae, Streptophyta, Magnoliopsida, Myrtales, Lythraceae. The record is from RefSeq and is a predicted model, not a curated record.